AUGCAUACCCUUCCCCCAGCGCCUGGCCCCUGGGCAGGUGCCGAGACCAUGCAGCGUUGGCUACAAGCGAAGGUCGAGGAGGACCGUCGCUGCCAAGAGGAGGAGAAGACUCGCCAGGAAACAAUGAAGCUGGAGCGGCGCAAGGUUGACCACGCGAUUCUCGUGGAUGCAAUACGUGCCGGUGUGCCACCGCACCUAGCUCCAUUGGUCUUUGGGGGUGUCGAUGGACCCGUCGAUGGAAAGAUUGCUACACCUGAGAUGCUACAAUAUAUGGCAGAUAUGACUCGACAGACCACGAUACCGACACAUCAGCCGCAGGCACCCCCCGGCCCACCUCAACCUGCGACGCUUCCUUCACUCAGUCAACAGUUCAGUACACCACCGGCAGGGGAUCUACGGGAGAUCCGCACCGUGCCUUCCAAUGCAUAUGCAUCGCCUGCGCAAAACCAAUCACCGGCCAUUAGAAACAGUUCAUCUCAACAGCCAACUGGAGGGGGUGGCGGUCGUGGCCCGUAUGUUUCGACCGUCAUUGCUUCAAAUAAUACACCAGCUGGCAACCUUCCACGUCCGAUGGAAAUGACCGGGCAAAGCCGAUCAACAGCCGUAUUCCACUCUGUGCAUUCCCUUGGUGCACCUCAGCCACCGUCGAACCCUCCUCCUCGCGGUCAACACGAACCACGACCUCGCCGUGCCUCUCCAUCUAUCGCCUUCCACCACUGGAUUCCCCCCGGUCAAUCACAGCCACCAGCCCCAUCAAAUAGAAUACAGGAGGAUCAUGUGCUACCAUCCAAUGGGUCAGCACAGAUGCGCUCCGAGAUACCAGGAUCUCCAGCUCGCAAGAGGAAGUCACUGUCUAUCCAUCAUCAAUUGCCUCCACCCUCCUCUCGAUCCUCUGGUGCGCCAGAACCAAGCUCUCGGUAUGGCCGACAAAGUCCCGCUGGCAGUCAGUCCGGCCAAAUUAGCCUACAAGGGGAUUCCCGACGGCAUAGUGAUGUAUCUAGUUCUCGGGACACUCCAGUUGCAGAAAAAGACCACCCCGACCACCUUCGGGAUGCGAACCGGCCCCGAACUCAUUCGAACUCAUUGGUUACCACUGACCAUGGCUCUCACGGACAUAGGAGGCGAUCUACUGGUGAAAAUACCACAACCGAAGACGAUCACCAAGGGCGUGAUCGAGAAUAUCGAAGGCAGUCCUCCUCCCGUGGACCGGUGCUAGAUGCUGAAGACAAGUCCGAUCCCUCACUGAACACGGGGAACGGCACCGGAUCUAGUACAAUGACCGGUUGGGCCGACAGGGAAUAA
Molecule: messenger RNA, 1302 nt
Organism: Penicillium cataractarum
Lineage: Eukaryota; Fungi; Ascomycota; Eurotiomycetes; Eurotiales; Aspergillaceae
Exons: 1
Coding region: 1-1302 (433 amino acids)
Source: RefSeq, a predicted model, not a curated record